GACUAUCUGUGGUUUUUUCGUAUUUGUAAUUGUUUUUUUUUCCUGAUUUUUUAUUGUGGUACUAUUAAUCUUUUUUUUUUUGUUUUUUUUGGGAGGAAUGGUACUUAUUAUGGUUUUCAGAAUUGAGGUUUUUUUUUAUUAUUUUUUGUCAAGUUGUGUCUGUUAGAUUUAGAUGAGUGAGUAAGGUGAGAUUUCUGUUUUUGAUGUGGAAAUAAGGUUGUUGAGAAAAAACAAGGAUUCAGAGUGAUGUUGUUGUGUGAUGUUGCUAAGCAUCUAUAGUUGCUGUGUACUAAUGUUGUUGAGCAUCUAUAGUGUUGUGUGAUGGCUUCCUGUGUGUUGAGCAUCUAUAGAGUUGUACAUGAUAAUCAUGUAGUCCAAUAUGAUUUAUUAUAACAUGAGUUAAUUACAAGCAUUUUAAGAAAACGUUUUAAGAUUUAUUGUAGUCCAAUAUGAUAAUCAUGUAGUCCAAUAUGAUUCAUCUAGUUGCUUCUACUCAGGUUAAUCUGUCAAUGUAUGGUUUAACAGAAUUGAGUAAUAUUCGUCAGCUGGAAUUUGGUUUAACAGUAACUUGUGUGGCUGUGUACAUCAUCUUUUGGACUCAUUUUCAGUAAUACUUGCCUAAGGUACUGCAAGGCUCACAGAGUGAUUAUAUGGUGUAGUUGUACCAAUAGUUUUUUUUAUUUCACUUGCUUGUCUAAGAUUUUAUGAUUGUGUAUUUGUGUGACGUGGAAAAGUUUUUGUCCUGUUUGUUUCUAAUAGACAUAUGUCCUAGAUGUUCACCCUUUCAACCCUCAUAUAGCUAUGACUCAUUCUUGUUAUUUGUGUAUACAUGAUUGAACUUAUUUGUUUUUUUUUCAUUUGUAGGAGUGUAUGGAAUCUGGAAGUAGUGGGAAUAUGGAAGACUCAUCGGCUACAAGUCAAGCUCCUCCAAUUCCAUGUCCUCCUCCCGAGCCUUGGGAGUAUGACCCUUGUCCAAUGACGGAAAAUAAUGACCCCUUUGACCAGCAAAAUCAAUCAACCCAACCUUCUGAACCUGCUGAUGCUGCUUCCCCCUUAAGUGAAACUUCAAAAAAAUCUAGAAAAAGGCGCUCUCCUCAUUGGGAGCAUUUUAUAAAGAAGGAUGGAGAAAACAAGGCUGAAUGUAUCUAUUGUCAUACAUUCAUUGGUUGUGCAUCACUUCAAGGUACCUCCGGCAUGAAGAACCACAUAAAGCGGUGUAAGGAAUACCCCCCAAACAUUGAUCAAAAUCAGCAACUAUUGUCCCUUAGUCAACAAACUCUUGAUGGGAAUCUCGUGGAUCAAAAAAAAGGUAGACUUGAGCUGUGGAAAUUCAAUCAAGAAGAUAGUAGGAGAGCUCUGGCAAAGAUGGUGAUCAUGGAUGAAAUGUCUUUUAGAACGGUGGAGCAUGAAGGUUUUCGCAACUUUAUGAAGGAAGUAGAAGAUAUGGAUUCUGAUGUAGAUGUUGCGGAAUUAGAGUUUGAAAGGCAGGUGGGUUCAUGUGUUGGAGUACAAGGGAAAAAUGAGUUGGCCAAGUAUUUAGAAGAUGAUAGAGAAGUUAAUCCCGCCGGAAAAAGCUUUGAUUGUUUGGGGUGGUGGAAAAAAUAUGGUGAAAGGUAUCCAACAAUAGCUCUCAUGGCUAGAGAUGUACUUGCCAUUCCCGUAUCAACAGUCGCUUCCGAAUCAGCUUUUAGCACCGGUGGUCGAGUGCUUGAUUCAUUUCGCAGCUCACUCUCAACUAAGAUGGUUGAAGCCUUGAUUUGUGCACAAGAUUGGUUACGUACAUCUCAAGGUCCUCUUAUACUUGAGGAGAGACUUGAAGAUAUGGAAAAAAUUGAAUCAGAAAUGUUACCUCUUGGUGAGGAACACUCUCUCUUUGUUGAUGAUGAUUAAUUGAUUAGAGGCAGCAACUUAUAAUCAUGAAGGUUGGUGGUGAUUGUAUUGAAGGCCGGAAGUCAUUGAAGGCUUGGAGUAUUUUAUGAAAUAUGAUUACUAUGGACUGUUUUUGUUUUAAAACUAUAAACUAUGGACUUUUUUUUUUGUUAUGUAUUGGUUUAUUAUUGUUAACUAUGGACUUUUUUUUUUAAAGAAACAGUAUGUUUGUAUCAAGUAUUUGUUCAUUUGUAAUCGGGUUGAGUGUUGUGUUAUAUGUGUAUUCAGGUUUAAAUAUCAGCCUAUUAGGCUGUUAUUUGUUACAAAAAAAAUCAUAGUACUAAUAACAAUAAUUAAUACUAGAAAAACAGGUGGAAGUUUGGACAAAAAUAUUAUUAAGCAGGUGGGUACAAGGAGGAGUUCAGGCAGCCAAGUAGGAGAGGUGAGGAGGCAUCAGCCUCAAGGACAGGGACUGGUAGGUUGCCAAAGCGGAAGACAGCGAUAGUUGUAAUUAUUUUUGUUAUUUGUGUAUUUAAGUUCAAUUGUUAUAGUUCAAAAAAUAGGAAGUAAAAAAAAAA
Chenopodium quinoa (quinoa) is the source of this 2447-nucleotide messenger RNA. RefSeq names its product zinc finger BED domain-containing protein RICESLEEPER 3-like. The record is from RefSeq and is a predicted model, not a curated record. Gene Ontology annotation, molecular function: DNA binding; protein dimerization activity. The coding region runs from base 871 to 1890 and encodes 339 amino acids. Lineage: Eukaryota; Viridiplantae; Streptophyta; Magnoliopsida; Caryophyllales; Amaranthaceae. The transcript is spliced from 3 exons.